UCCACUUCUGGCCAAAGCCUGCAGGAAAAGAGGCCUCAUGGGGUAUAGAAAGAGCCUGGGAAACAGAAGAUUGCAAAUGUGCCGUGCUAGAGCCAGAUAAGACUCCUCAGUUGGAUUGGGAUUAUAUGUGGAAAGUAAUGACUCAGGGUAUUUUAUAAUGAAAAAGGAGCUGCAGAGCAGCUAUUUAUAGAUGACCGCAGAAAAUAUGUGCAGAAAUUGCUUUUGGAUAUGGAAAAGGGGGAAAGUGGAGAAUGGAUUAUAGAAAUAGGCUAACCAGAUGUUUUUUUUUUCCCCACUCUCAGCUCAGACAAGAAUGUGAAAGAGCAUCCUUGGCUGUACCUGCAGACUUGUCCCUGACUCAAUCCAAGGCUGCGUGCCACAAUAAGAUUUCCAAGUGUUUUUCGGCUGAUGCUCUCUCUGACGUUUGUUGGCGUCUGAGAAGACGGCGAGGUUUUAUGCUGCGUUCCAUUUACCUCGGAAGUCGGAACUCGGACCUGGGAAUGACGUCACAGCCGAGUUAUCAGCGUUCCAGUUACAAAAGCUCUCUUCUACUGUUUACAACCGGGGCAGCCAUCUCGGAAUGUGAACUCGGGGGUGGUGAAGACUCUCCCACUUUCCCAGUGGGAAAUCCCACUUCGAUGGGGGCGUUCCAGUUGAAAAUUCCAACUGGGAACUGGGAAAUCCCCACUUCCGAGGAAAAAUGGAACGCGGCAUAGGACCUGGAGGACUUGUAGGUUUGUCUGCAAAGGGCAGCUCCUCCUCCUCUUCUUCCUCCUCCUCCUCCUCCUCCUCUGAAGGCUGUUUACGAAGAAAGCUGCUCUGACAAAAACAAGGGCUGGGGCUCCAUCGAGAAGAGCAGUGUGCCAGAUGCAUAGGCUCUUUCACCAUUUCUAGAAGCCAACUGUUUUUUGUUUUUUUUAGAGACAUAAAAAGGAACGCUCGUGAUGUUGUCGGUUAUCUCAUCCCGUCAGCUCUGCACAAUGUUCUUCUCGUUGCACGUAGUUUUCCUGAGUGUGGCCAUCGUGAAGAGCAGCGCUGCAAAUGGAGACCAACGAGGUUGCUUGAGAUCCAACGGCGUGGACUACAGAGGAGAAGUACAGAGCUCCUCCUCUGGCCUGACCUGUUUAAACUGGAUCAAUACUACAAGAGACUAUGACGUGGAAACCCACCCAGAUUCACAAACAGGUGCCGGAGAUCACAAUUACUGCCGAAACCCAGAUGCCUCUGACAGGCCUUGGUGCUACAUUGCUGGUCCAGAUGGGACGAUCCAGAGACAGCUAUGUGCAAUUGAGACAUGCAGAGAGGAAGCUUCUGCUGCGCCGGCUCAGGCUGAGCCCCUCGUCCCUACAGGAAGCCCCGCCGCCACGCAGAGCUUCCAGCCUGCCGGGUCAGGAGCUUCUCGGGGGGAUGCCGCCGCUGUGCAGCCCGUGAUGGGCAUCAGCCAGCGAGUGCGCACGGGUCCCAAAAAGAAAAAGGAUCUGGGAACUUUAGGCUAUGUCCUCGGCAUCCUCAUGAUGGCCAUUAUAAUCAUGCUUGGUGCGGGCAUCACGUUUGGAUACUUCUACAAGAGGGGUCGAGACUUGAAGAAGCAGCACGAGCAACGAGUGUACGAGCGGGAGAUGCAGAGGAUCACCUUGCCCCUGUCUGCCUUUUCCAAUCCCACGUGUGAGCUCAUAGACGAGAGCACCAUUGUGAUAGCGCCAGAGCAGGAGACCACUCCCGUCCAGGAGGGUGUGGACCCUCUGAUGGGUCAGCACGCUGGCACUCCUGGAGCAUGAGCAGGCAUGCCGUCCUGGAUCGGGGACUCUGAUGUCUUUUUUUUUGUGGACCAAAACACUCCCAUCUCCCCCAUUCUGUCGUCUUCUCCUCCCUGGGGACUCUCAUUUCUAAAGGGGUUGGGGAGCAGAGGCAGCUCCAAAGACUUCAACUAAACACUGUGUCCUAUGUGUGGCUUUUUCCUUUGUUUGUUUAAUUUUUUUUUUUUUAAUAUGUGGGGUCACAAAUAAGAUGAACUGACACACAAUGGACACAGUGGGAACAGCUGACGUAACGGUGUGAAUAUCCAGCCAGGGUGUGAUGAAACCAAGCCUUUAUGAGGAGAUGGUGUUGGGAACGGUCUUGAUUUCCCACAGGGGGUGUGGUCACCUUAUGGAUAAAGACUUUGAUUAGAGUGGCACACGGGCGGUGCCCAGACAGACAUGAGACAUGUUUGUACAGAGACUCCUUUGGCUCGGAGACGUGCUUUUGAGACUGACGUGUGUACAGAAAUAGUCCUCCUCCUUC
Molecule: messenger RNA, 2283 nt
Organism: Cololabis saira (Pacific saury)
Lineage: Eukaryota; Metazoa; Chordata; Actinopteri; Beloniformes; Belonidae
Gene: pik3ip1
Product: phosphoinositide-3-kinase interacting protein 1
Exons: 7
Coding region: 945-1778 (277 amino acids)
Molecular function (GO): endopeptidase activity; signaling receptor binding
Source: RefSeq, a predicted model, not a curated record